Pyricularia grisea is the source of this 990-nucleotide messenger RNA. RefSeq lists its product as uncharacterized. Lineage: Eukaryota; Fungi; Ascomycota; Sordariomycetes; Magnaporthales; Pyriculariaceae. The transcript has a single exon. Gene Ontology annotation, biological process: L-proline biosynthetic process. The record is from RefSeq and is a predicted model, not a curated record. Gene Ontology annotation, molecular function: pyrroline-5-carboxylate reductase activity. The coding region runs from base 1 to 990 and encodes 329 amino acids.
AUGCUCGACACUUCAUCAGAUGGCGAGCUGACCCUGACGGUCCUGGGCUGCGGCACGAUGGGGAUUGCCAUCCUGUCCGGCAUCCUCACCUCGCUUCAGGACAUGGCGGCAAGCGGGGUGCUGUCAGCAUCUGCAUCCGGGACGUCGACGCCGAUCCACCCCGAGGUCCCCGACCGCCUGCCCAGCCGGUUCAUCGCGUGCGUGCGGCGUCCCGAGAGCGCCAAGAAGGUCAAGGUGGCGCUGGCAGAGCACUCGUCCGUCGUCAAGGUCGUGCAGAACGACAACCUCGCCUCGGUCCAACAGGCCGGCGUCGUGAUCCUCGCCUGCAAGCCGCAGAUGAUUGGCGACGUGUUGACCAAGCCUGGCAUUGCGGAGGCUCUGCGCGGCAAGCUCCUCAUCAGCAUCUGCGCCGGCGUCACCGUGCCCCAGAUCGAGGGUCAUCUGGAGGGUGCCCUGGGGUCCAAGGACGUCGAGAACCCCUGCCGCGUGGUGCGCGCCAUGCCCAACACGGCGUCCAUGAUCCGCGAGAGCAUGACUGUCGUCGCCACGACGGAGCCUCCACUGCCGCCUCAGGUUUCCAGCCUGGUGACGUGGAUCUUCAAGCGCAUCGGAGAUGUCGUGUACCUCCCAGCCAGCACCAUGGAUGCGUCCACCGCGCUUUGUGGUUCUGGCCCAGCGUUCUUUGCCCUGAUGUUGGAGGCCGCUGUUGAUGGCGCUGUGGCCAUGGGCUUGCCUCGAGCUGAGGCAUUGAGGAUGGCCGCUCAGACCAUGAAGGGGACCGCCGCUUUGGUUCAGCAUGGAGACCACCCUGCUCUGCUCAGGGACAAAGUCAGCACUCCGGGAGGUUGCACUAUUGGCGGACUUCUCGUACUCGAGGAAGGUAUCGUUAGGGGCACUGUUGCAAGGGCGGUUAGGGAGGCUACGGUUGUAGCCAGUCAGCUUGGUCAAGGCGUGCAAGGAGUGAAUGGUACACGGCCCAUGCGCCACUGA